AGCAGGUGAUGUAUUCUCAGCAAACUUCCGACAAUAAUAUUGACAAGAGAGCGUCUUUUUUGUACUCGGCUUGGAGUGCUUUGCUCGAUGAAUCAAUGAAACGCAAAGGCCGUAAGUUGCCGCGAGGUGCAAAAGGGAGGAGACCUAAUAUUAAUGUGCCGAAAGCCCCUCACUUGGAGAAUUGCAAGCUGAGUGAACAACUCAACAAGAAACUGGAUAAGCGUGUUGCAAAUGGGAGCUUUCCUCCAUGGACGCUGUGGAAGGGACUCUUAGAUACUUACCCGUCUUCGACAUCUAGCAAGCGGCUCAAGUCUGAUGGUGCUUAUCCUCCGUGGAUAACGGGAUCAGAUGAAGAAAAUUAUCCCUUGACUAGGGAAGUACAACGAGACAUAUGGAUUCAUCAGCACCCUCCGAACUGCAGCGAUCCUAAUGUGAAAUUUCUUGUAGUUGAAUUUGAUACGGUGAAAAGAAUAGGUAUGGGAGCUCAGUUGGCUGGAAUGUGUGGAUUUCUUGCUAUUGCUAUCAAUGAAAAAAGGGUCCUCGUUACGACCCGCUUUAAUCGGGCAGACCAUACCGGGUGUAGAGGGCCGUUACGUUCUAGUUGGUCUUGUUACUUCUUGCCAGAAACAACCCAAGAAUGCCGAGAACGGGCAUGGAAGUUAGUGAAGGAAAAAAAAGCAUGGGAAGAAGGAAUCAUAACAGCAAGGCGCAACUAUACAACACCGCAAGUAUGGCAUGCAGAGGCUCCUAGGGCGUGGGGCGAGCCUUGGAAAUAUUUGCAGCCUACAAUUGAUGUAAACGGAACACUGAUUGCUUCUCAUGGCAGAAUGGGUACAAGGUGGUGGCGAGCCCAGGGAGUCCGCUACCUAAUGAGAUUUCAGACUGAGUAUACUUGCAACUUGCUAAACGCUGAACGUCAUUCGGCUUUUGGACAGGAAGCUGCUAAAUUGGUUCUUGCAACAACCGCUAAAGAAUGGCCGCAGGAAGUUACAGAAGAACCUCAGUCUGAGAUAGAACGAUUUGUAUGGUCCAAUCACAAACCGUGGAUGCCUAGGCCAUAUAUAAGCAUGCAUGUGAGGAUGGGCGAUAAAGCAAGCGAAAUGAAGGUAGUUGGAUUUGAAGAAUAUAUGAUUCUUGCUGAACGCACAAGAAAGCGCUUCCCACAUGUUCACAACAUCUUGGUAUCCACUGAGAUGCAGGAGGUCAUUGAUAAAUUGGGAUCAUACCCACAUUGGAAUUUCUACUACACAAACGUGACACGACAGGUGGGGAACACAUCAAUGGCUGAUUACACAGCAAGUCUAGGCCGGAAAACCAGCACGAAUUACCCUCUGGUCAAUUUCUUGUUGGCUGCCGAAUCAGACUUCUUCAUCGGAGCCUUGGGUUCCACUUGGUCCUAUCUUAUAGACGGAAUGAGGAACACAGGAGGAAAAGUUAUGGCCGGCUACUUAAGUGUCAACAUGGAUCGGUAUUGGUAGCUAAAGAGUAAGUAAAUACAUAAAGCUCACGGCUGUCCAUCCCAUGGAUAGGUAAAUUUCGGUUUGUCAGUUAUUUUCUGUAUAUGGGUACGUAUAUCCAUUUUUGUUCAGUGUUCUGUAUUUAGCAAACCAAAUGCACAUAUAAUAUCUCCUGUCAAUAUUGUUGAUAUGUAUUUGUACUUUGUACUUCAAUAAUAAACUGGCGAUUAUAAAUGUGUAGUUUGAGUGUCUACUUCACAUUCCCUAGCUAAUCAUCACGAAAAAAUCUAUUGCGCGGAUGGAAUUUGAAAGUGAAAACUAAACCAAAUAGAGCACAAGCCAUGCCUUCUGAUCAGCAUUUCCAGAACUGCAAUAGUAACAUUCGCUCUUUACGUGCACUAGUAAUCUA
Rhododendron vialii is the source of this 1866-nucleotide messenger RNA. RefSeq lists its product as uncharacterized. The transcript is spliced from 8 exons. Gene Ontology annotation, molecular function: alpha-(1->6)-fucosyltransferase activity. Gene Ontology annotation, biological process: protein N-linked glycosylation. Lineage: Eukaryota; Viridiplantae; Streptophyta; Magnoliopsida; Ericales; Ericaceae. The coding region runs from base 9 to 1478 and encodes 489 amino acids. The record is from RefSeq and is a predicted model, not a curated record.